GCUGCACUCGCAGUGCUCCAACGUUCUUCUUCGGGCAUCAGCGAGUGCGACUAACCGUCUCACAACAGCAUGAGCCCUCUCACGACCUGCGGUUACUAGCCCAGUGUGGAUAAUUACAGAUCUGGACAAUUGAAAGCGUUAGCGGGGUACACAAGAAUUCAUAACUUGGUCCCUUGUUUCAUCAAUCGAACGUGGUGUAAGCUAAAUACUUGAUACUCAAGUAUUUCACCUGCGCCAGGAUGCGCUGACGAUGGCUUACAACAAUACCCACUUCAGCGCUUUCCAGUAUGCGUCCACGUCUACCGCCGCACCGCCACAGCCACCCCGAUCUGGACGGCAACUUGCACAACGGCACCACUAUCUGAAUCACAAAGUCUCCGACCUGUCAGACGGUCUGUACGACGGCGCUGCGUCGCCCGCCGGCCUCAGGGGUCGCGAGUCCCUCGUAUCACUUCAGUCGUCGUACGAAUCAGCCCGCCCAAACGCCGCCGCGGACGACGCUACCGCUGACGAUAGUAGCGCAUACGACCUAGGAUCCUCGUGGUCCGUCCCUUUCGUCGGAUCGGGCGGGGGCCGGUACCAGCCCAUUUCGUCGUCUGGCCGUUCUGACUCGAAUUACGCUUAUCGUUUCAAGAGCUUUCGUGCAAGGGCCAGAGACAGGGACACCAUCUAUGAAGACGACAGUAUCGACAUGUCACUACUCAACCACGCUGCGCGACCUGAACGCUCUAAUGCUAGCCAUAGCCAAAGCCAUAUUCAUGGUCCAUCCGCGUCCAUCUCUGGUAACGAGCCGGCAUCACCCGCCGUCGACAUAACGUCCUUCGAGGGCCCGAUGUGCGCGGAGAACCAGGAAUUCUUCACGUCACUACAGGCCGCGCAAGAAGCCAGCGGUCAACUCACCGGCGGGCUUGGCUCAGGUUUGGAAACCCCUAAGGCUAGGAUCGACGGGGCCCAGCUCGUGGCAAGCUCGCCGCUGAAGCGUAGCUUCACGCGCACUUUCUCUAUGCGCAGAUCGCCAGCGUGCGCGGAUCUGCACGCCAACUUGAAGGUGUUGGGACAGAGCGAGGCAAAUCGCAGAGGCGAGGUGAUCGAAGUCGUGAUGGAUGAGGAAAGGGAGGAGGAGAUGGCCGAUGUGGACAUCAGCACGAUGGUUGGCCCAAGUUCGGCGCGCUUGGAUCACGACCGCGAUCACAUACGUAAUUCGGUGCUCCCGAGGCGGGAGAGGAAGACGGAGGUUUUCUACCCGCAGCCCAAUUGGAAGCCGUUUUCCAUGAGGUGGCCGUACUUGACGUGGUUAAUUCUCCUAUCCAUCGGACUUGCCAUUGCCCAGGAGAUUCUUUAUCAGAGAUCACUCCAGGAACCUCUGGUCGAGUUCCAACGAGCUACAGAUUUAGGAGCCGGUUAUUACUUUAUUAUCAAAUUCGUGCCCACGAUCAUCACCGUCACUUUCGGCGUGUUAUGGCAGAACACCGAUUUCGAAGUAAAGCGACUUGAAGCUUACUAUCAACUCUCGAAGGAAGGAGGAGCGCUGGCGGCGGAGUCGAUUAACGUCAAUUACAUCACCCUUUUCAAUUUUGGGAGGCCUUUCUUAGCUCUGCAGCGUAAACACUACGCUGUAGCCGUAUCCUCUAUCGCCACCAUCCUCGCCGUCUCCCUAGUCCCUACGCUCGGCUCUGCUGCCCUGGUCGUGUCGGAAGUCGUGCUCGAUAAUGGCAUUACUGAGAAAGCUAUUAGCAUCAACCCGGUUUUAUCGCGCAUCUUGACCAUGACAUUCUUCGUCAUUGCCGUGUUAGGCUGUGUUCUCUUCUACCAGCUUAAUACGCGACGCUCGGGUCUGUCGUCAGAUGUAAUGGGAAUCGCCGGACUGGCGUCUAUGGCCGUCGCAAGUCAUAUCAUGAUGGAUUUCAAAGAUAUGGACGUGGCACCACCCAAAGAAAUCCACCGCCGGUUGAAGAACCGACGUUACGCCCUUCGCAACUCGUCCCUCGUUCCCGAGGAUUCUCAGCCGUCCGCGACGUCUAGUAGUAUCGGAGCCGAAAAAUACAAGGAGACAGAUCUACCGGAGAACCCACACCCGUUAAUGCUACGCGCGGAGGGCUGCAUCCCGUUUAUCGUGUUCGUCCUGCUGUUCCUAGGCUUCAUCCCGGUAUUUCUCUUCACACCAGCAAGCGCGCUUACCACCAAAGCACCUUGGGUCGUGACUAUGCUCGCCGUGUGCAUCAAGCUCACCUGGGGCAGCCUCGAGACGGCUAUCCGCAUGAUGGAGCCGUAUUAUAUCCUCUCCAAGCGACAUGCACCCGCAAAGACUCUGACACUAGAUUACACGGCAAUGCCGUUCGCAGUCGUGGCCGCACACGCGCUGUUCAACCGCCACUGGACCGUGUUCGUUGUCGGCUUCGGCACGAUCCUCGUCGAGGCGCUGACCAUCUUCGCAACGAGCCUGGCCACCGUCGAAGGCAAGGAUUUCCUGUCCAUCCUGAGCCAAGCGGACCCUGGCAACGAUAAGUUCUUGCAGAAGGGGCUUGGCUCGGGAUCUGAGACCGUGCUUUCGUUCUCCGUGAUCCUGGCCCUGACCGUAGUCAUCUUAACCUACCUGAUCGUGGUCGCGACUACGGUUUUUAUCCGCAGAAGACACCCGUUCCUCCCCCGGCAGCCGAACACGAUAAGUUCCGUGCUGGCGUUCAUGCACCAGAGCAAGAUGCUGUACGAUUUCGUCGGCACGGCCAAGCUCGAUAACGCGCAGAUGCUGGAGAGGCUUGAGGGGCUGGGGAAGACGUAUGGGCUGGGUUGGUUUGAUGGACGCGAUGAUAUGCCGCACCUGGGCAUCGAGCAGGAGGAGCUGACGGGCAGUUAUAAGCACGGUGUUAAUUAUGCCCAGGGCAAUAAGCCGUGGCUUACUGAGUGGCAGCUCUUCUGAUGGGCUUGCGGAUGGGUGUAACUGGGGGUUUUAUGUGGCCCUUUUUACCCCUUUAGGAUUUGCUGGUGGCAGUGGUGAUGUACAUGGCAACUGAUGCAUCGUGUACAGAUGUAAUCCUUAAUGACCUAAAGGACUAGGUAUCUGCUAACACUCAGCAUUUCGAAAGCAUUACAAAAAAUAUAGCUAAACAUUCAUGAUGAUUUGUUUUGAUUCUGUGCAUGUUCAUUUGGGCUCUUGAAAAGAUGCUUUGGUUCCUGACUGCCUAAAACUCAUCUUUUCACUACAUACCCCUGAUUACUUAGGCAUUUA
Annulohypoxylon truncatum is the source of this 3226-nucleotide messenger RNA. RefSeq lists its product as uncharacterized. The coding region runs from base 251 to 2917 and encodes 888 amino acids. The record is from RefSeq and is a predicted model, not a curated record. Lineage: Eukaryota; Fungi; Ascomycota; Sordariomycetes; Xylariales; Hypoxylaceae. The transcript is spliced from 2 exons.